UCAGUCUCGGUAAAUCGUCUCAGCCGACUCGUCGAACACGCUCUCGUUCGAAGCAGUUUUCGAAGCGCCGCUGCGAACGUCGUUUCCGUAAACAUCUUCUCUCUUGUGCGCGCGCGUGCGUUCAAACAAGUAUUGUUUCGGCAAGAAUAUCCCGCGCACACCGAGGAGAUUUUUCGGCGAGUUUUCUGCUCACCGAGCUCGAUAAAAGAGGGCUUCGAAACGAAGGGUUCUAGAGGGUCGGUCGGAAUCUGCUCGGACGUGCCCGAUAGACGCAGUUUCGUCUGCAAACGUUGGCCGUUCCCGUCUCUGCCCAGUGGAGAAUGUUCCUUGUAGCUCCGGUCGACAACAAUCGCUGGGCUUACACGAUGCACGGACUGGAGAAGCCUAUGGAUCACGUGUCCGCCGGCGGCCUAAUGGCGGGUUCCGUGGCUACUCUGACGAUUCUAUGGAUCUCCCUGCAGACCAUGGGGUUCCUCGGCAAUUCUCACUCGAUCGGCGCCUACAAGCUGCCGGCCUCGUUGCAGAACUACCUUGCCAGUUACACAGGUAUCCUUUCAGGUUUGCCGAUGUCGAACUACCCUUACGAGGUCGUCGUCGACACCGGUCAUUUCCAAAAACGACGUUUCCCUCACAUUGACGAUGUGGUCUUGAACAACUCAAUCAGUUUCGCGCAAAGCUUGGUCGAUCGUAUGAGCACCCUCGAAAGGAAUAUCGUGAACGCUGGCGUCGAGUUGCAGGCACACACGCCGGCGGAAAAGCAAUUCCUUGAUUCUUAUCCUUCCGAGGAUGCUUUCGAGAGAGGCCUCGAUGCCAUUGUGGCCAUGAAAGCUUCGUCCUAUCUCCUUCACCAGAGCUGUCGCAGGUUCGGUUUGGAGAAGAACGAUUGCGCCAGGUUCAUAUCCACGCUGCCUCUGCACGGCACCCAGCUGAGCUCCGCCUGUUCGACCACGCGGGUGAUGGACUGCGACUCCGAGGACAAGUAUCGAAGCAUCGACGGCAGUUGCAACAAUAUCGAGAACCCGAGCUGGGGUAGCGCGAUGACCGCGUACAACAGAAUCCUCUUCCCCCAGUACUUCGACGGAAUUCAAGAGCCGAGGCACAUGGGACAAGCGAGAAAACCGCUGCCAGGAGCCAGGAGCGUGACCGUGGCUCUAUCGGGUACCGACGAUCGUUCGGAUGUCAGUAGAACGUUGAUGGCCAUGCAAUGGGGCCAGUUCGUCGCGAAUGACAUUUCCUACACGCCGGUGCGCAAGAUGGUGUCAUCGGGAAAACCAAUUUCUUGCUGCCGAUCGGACGGGAACACCUUGUCUCCAAGACACGUUCACCCGGAUUGUGCUGCGAUCACCGUACCCGAUCAGGAUCCCGUUUACGGGAAACAUUACAUUCGGUGUAUAAACUACGUGCGAUCGUUGCCCGUGCUCCGAUCAGAGUGCACGUUCGGACCCGUGGAACAGAUGAACCAGGCCAGUCACUUCUUGGACGGCUCGAUGAUCUACGGUUCGACGGUGAGCAAGUCACGCGAACUCCGUGCCUUCGAAGGCGGUCGCUUGCGCGUUCACAGUAACAACAAUCGCGAAUUUUUACCUGUCGGCGGCUCGGAAAUCGGAUCUGUUUGCAGAGGAGGCUGUUAUGAUUCUGGUGACAAUCGUGUAAACGCGUAUCCACAACUGGCCGUGAUGCAUACCGUCUGGCACCGGGAGCACAACAGGAUCGCUGGUAAACUUGCGGCAUUGAACCCGAACUGGUCGGACGAGACGCUGUUCCAGGAGGCCAGGCGAAUAGUGAUUGCCGAGAUGCAGCAUAUCACUUACAAAGAGUGGCUGCCUAUAUUACUUGGCAAGAAGUACGCGCAAACAGUUGGCCUCGCCAUUGGAAACAAUUAUGAUCGUAACUACAACUCCGUGGACGAUCCAGCAGUCAGCAACGAGGUCGCCACCGCGGCCCUGCGGUCUCUGACCUCCUUGAUGCAAGAGAAAUUAAGCUUGACGGACAACGCGCGUCGAACUAACAGGACUCUCUCGUUGGCGGAGUAUUUCUAUAAACCGAAUGUAAUCGAGUCGGACGAGGUGUUCGACGGAUUUCUUCGUGGCAUGGUCACUCAGAGCAGCCAGAAAAUGGACAUGAACAUCAUACCGGACGUCACAAGCAAAUUGUAUGCCGGGGACCAAGAUAGCUUAGGCUUGGACGCCGUUAGCUUGGACAUUCAACGCGGUCGCGAUCAUGCUUUACCCGGCUACAAUCAUUAUCGUAAAUACUGUGGACUACCAGCUGCGAAGACCUUCGACGAUUUCUUAGAUCACAUUCCAUUGGAGAUGUUGAAGAAAUUGCGUAAAAUUUACGCAAGUCCCAACGACGUUGAUCUUAUCAUUGGCGGGAUGCUCGAAAGGCCCGUAGAGGACGGCUUGUUGGGCCCUACGUUCAGCUGCCUGAUCUUCGAACAGUUCGCGAGAACUCGCCGCACUGACAGAUACUUCUACGUUUCUGCAUUUCAACCCCAACCUUUCACUCCUGAACAAUUGGCAGAAAUACGUAAUGCAACGUUGGCGAGAAUAUUCUGCGACAAUGGGAACAACGUUACACUGAUGCAACAGAAUGUUUUCCUGAAACCACAGGCAGGGAACGAGCUAAGGUCCUGCACGGACUUCGAAGCGAUCCCGAGCGUGGACCUUUUCGCCUGGGCAGAAAGGGCGAAGGCGUAUCGUUGAACAUCCCCCUUAAUUGGCUGGUCACAUUGCCACAUCGGUUUGCCCGUGUUGCACGACGGGCGUGAUGGAGGCUGCGGUUUGACGAUCGGAUACCGAUAGUUGAAGAACGUCGACAAUUGGGAUGCCGGCUUCGUCGCGCAAAUCAGAGACAAAAGAGGGAGGAAGGGGGGAGGUAUUCGCUGAAGCCGCGUGUGUGCCAGCGUGGACGUCGAACGGAAACGAGGACGGGGGAAUUUUCCAAUGGAAAAACAAAAUCGAACGAUACAAAACGUGGGGGAAGGGGAAGGAGUAUGCACCGAGAUGCAGUCGAGAAAGCAAACGAUAGGGUGCAUCCACAAAGUGACUAGUCGAUUAAACGAACGCGCGCGCGCGCGCGCGAUGGGGCUGCGAAUUGUCGCGCGGAGAAAUAAUAUGUUUGCGGGAAUGACGAACAAGUGUGCAGGGGAAUACCAUACACGGAGUUCGGGGGGAAAACAGACUAUUUGUAUUAAGUGGGCUUUUUAUUUUAGAGUAGUUUAGAAAAACACAGCGAGAGGAGGAAACCGAAAUCUGAAGAUAUCGUAGAUGUUGUUGCUGUCCUCCGAUUUUCAUACGCUUUAAAAAUCACGUACACGUACAUGUAGACGCGUCGCGGAUCGCGUCGCUCGAUGAUGGACCUCUCUGUUUGUCGGUCCACUCGAACCCUUCAUUCUUCGUCGAGAAUCAAAUAAAAACGAGUCUUUGGUUUUUGUA
This is a messenger RNA of Megalopta genalis, 3437 nucleotides long. RefSeq names its product peroxidase. Gene Ontology annotation, molecular function: heme binding; peroxidase activity. The record is from RefSeq and is a predicted model, not a curated record. Gene Ontology annotation, biological process: response to oxidative stress. NCBI's taxonomy places the organism in Eukaryota, Metazoa, Arthropoda, Insecta, Hymenoptera, Halictidae.